Planococcus citri (citrus mealybug) is the source of this 5112-nucleotide messenger RNA. RefSeq names its product ken and barbie (gene ken). The record is from RefSeq and is a predicted model, not a curated record. NCBI's taxonomy places the organism in Eukaryota, Metazoa, Arthropoda, Insecta, Hemiptera, Pseudococcidae. Gene Ontology annotation, biological process: regulation of transcription by RNA polymerase II. The coding region runs from base 584 to 2251 and encodes 555 amino acids. The transcript is spliced from 6 exons. Gene Ontology annotation, cellular component: nucleus. Gene Ontology annotation, molecular function: RNA polymerase II cis-regulatory region sequence-specific DNA binding; protein binding; DNA-binding transcription factor activity.
UGGAUUGUGUAAUUCUAUUCCGCCUAUUUGUGUUGUUCGUUAGAAUGCUGUAACGAACUGUACCUGCUGUUUUGGGUUGCAUCGAGUUUGUGUGAGUGUGACUGUGUUUUAUACGCGCUGUGUUGUGUACUGUGAUCAACUCCCCUCGACGAAACCGAAAGUGAACGCCUUCCUCAGUUUGUCUGCUUGGCCUGAUCGUAAGAACGUGUUUACAGCUUCCUCGUUAAAGCGCGCAGAUUUAUUAUUUUGCUAACCCGUUGUGUUUUUCGUCGGCGUUCGUAUAUUCUUUUUCUGUUUAUUUUUUUUUUCGAAAAAUUUUUUUCAAAGAAGAUUUGCGCGCCGAAGUUCGACGAUUUAUCAUCGCGGUGCGUUUUAACAGAAAUUGUUUCGCGUUCGCCUGUGCUUUUUCUUCUUCGGUAUGAGUUUCUCGUGUUUUUAUUGCGUUCAUUGAUCGGGGUUGUUCGAUGUGAUUGUUUUCAUCGCGCAGUGAUCGGAAGAUAGUGUUUAAAUAUGUGUUGAUGCAGAAUGCCCUUACAACGAAUUUGGAUUGUAUAUGGUGUUUUAUUAUUCCUAUUAGAGAAUUAUGUAUGAUUGUGAGGGCGACAGUAGUGGUCUGCUGACCCUGCACUAUGGCAAACACAACAUUUCUUUAAUAGAAGAAAUACGACAAUGGUUUGUUUGUGAUACGUUCGCCGAUAUGACUAUAAUUUGCGAGAAAGGCGUACCGGUGAAGGCCCAUCGUUUGGUUUUAGCCUCUGCUAGUCCUUUGGUCAAACGAUUGCUAGAAGAUGAAGUUGCUACCUCAGAAAGAAAUAACGUUACCAUACAGAUACCAGAUAUUAAAGAAUCUCAUAUGAAGAUCGUGUUAACGUUUUUGUAUACGGGACAAGUUAAUGUCGAAUCAAGCGAGCUAGACAGCAUAACGGAAUUAUUCCAUUUACUCGAAAUAAAAUCCGAGUUAUGGGAUAAGACGUUUGAAGACGAGUCUAAAACUACAAUCAAACGUCGCCUGUCUUCUGACGAUAGAAGUUCCGAAGAAGUGGGCUCGUCUGUUAGUCAAAAUGAAAAUGAAGAAGACGAAGAAUGCCCUUCGCCGAAUCAUUUACGUAGAAGACGCAGCUCAUCGAUACCGAUCAAUUUAUCAGUUCCAAAUAAAAUUGAUUCUAAGUCAACUUCGCUAUCCAUUGAUAGAAAUGUUUCUAAGUUCGCAGAUGUACACAGAAAAGCGCGUAGAAAAAGUUCGCCCGAAUCUAGCGACACGUUUGUUAAAGAGAAAUCCCAUUUUGCUCUUAGUCAUCUGCAAGAUCGCAGUAAUUGGCAUAUUAGUUUGAAGAGGAGUUCUUCGGAGUUAGAUUAUUAUUCUCAUAUUAGUCCAGAUGCCGAUGAAGAUAAUAAAAUACCCGAGGAUUUAAUACAUCAGCAAAAUAUGCCGGAUAAUUACGUUGUUACCCCGCACCGGAAACGUAGACCGGGUUUCCAUAAUUCACCAUCGCAGAAUCCCUUUUCGCCAUCUUAUAUAGACGAGAUAUCGUAUAUUCAUCAUAGGUAUUUUCACCCAAUGAACACCUCAACAGCUCCAUAUUUAACGGAUAGAUCAUCGCAUACGCCACCUUCACCUUCACAUACUCACCACGUGCCGCACCUGUUGAAUUCCGUCGAAGAAUUAGUGGUCAAGUAUAGACCGCCCAGCGAAGACCGUUUGACCGCCGCGCCUGCCGGCUCGCCUGAGUCCAGUCCUUACCAUAUUGAUGCUAAUAAUAGAGAUAGUCCGUGGCCCCAUUGGACCGCACCGCCUCAAACCAUGCUACCUUUUGUUAAAACAGAAAAUGCAGCUUUAUCUGGUACUGAUAAAAGUCCACCAAGCAGAUCAGAAGCCGAUGACACGCCACCAGAAAACGAUACCGGUAAACAAAGUUCAUCAGGCGGUUCGAGCAGAGAAUACCGUUGCUCAUAUUGCGGCAAACAGUUCGGCAUGAGCUGGAACCUGAAAACUCACCUCAGGGUUCACACGGGCGAAAAACCAUUCGCUUGUCGACUUUGUGUAGCUAUGUUCAAGCAGAAAGCUCACCUGCUUAAGCAUUUAUGCUCGGUGCAUCGUAAUGUUAUAUCGAGCGGCGAUAGUGAUUCGAACCAGUUCAACUGUUGUUUCUGUCAGAUGAGCUUUGAUACUCUACAAGAGCUAAUCAGACAUUUCUCCGGACCUCAUAAUAAUUUAUUAUUAAGUAAAAAUCUGCAAGAACAAGUUAUAUGAGUUAACUGAAGACAGUUUGGGUUUUGAGAGGAAUUUUUUUUUUUUAGUGCCAUUCUGACUCGAUGACGAGUGUAUACCUCUAUUUCAAGGUAGUUUUUAUUUGUGUUGUUUUAUAAUUUUUCUUUUUUUUUUUCUUUAAGUCGUAGCGUGUGUGUAUUGUGUGUGUAUGUAUCGACGUGUUUUUUUCCCCUUGCUCUGUUCAUACGCCACGUGCAUGCUGCAGAGCGACGCAGAGUCGAUCGAGUACGAGUACGCGUUAUUGAUUCUUAGAAUUAUUUGAUAUCGAGGUAAAUUGUGUAUGAUUUUUAUUUAUUCAUUUUUCUCUUAUGCAUAUGCGAUUCGAUAAUGAUUAAUUUACCCAUGCUUUUUUUUUUCGUAAUUGAAUCUCAAGAAUUGAUCUCAGUAUGAUUGUAAUUAUUUAACAGUAGUUGAACGUUGAUUUAUCUAUCGUUGGUCGAGAUUAUUUUUUAUUUUGAGAUCGUUUUUCAAUGACGGUAGUAGUUUGACGAUAUUAUUUGCAAUUGUGAUUCCAUUUUUAUCGUACUGCUACAAAUUGACCAAUUUUGACUCUCGUUUGGUUUUAUCGAAUUAAAGUAAAGCGCUCAAAUGUGGCCACCUUAAGGUUUUUUUUUUUAGAUAGAUGCUACGUUCAUAUGUAUUAAAGUUCAUUUCGAUAAAUUUUAUGACAUUUUUAGAGGAACCAAAGUUUCCAAAAAAUUGUUGGAGGUUUCAAAAAACAUUCAAAAAUUUUCUGGAGGCUCCAGAACUGCUCAAAACGGUCCGAAUCCAUUUUUAUUAAAUUCGGAGAGUCGAAAAGAGGGUACAUACCGAAUUUCAGCUUUCUAGAUCAACGUGAUAGAAUUUCGAUUUCUUUAAAUUUACCAAAAAUCGAAAUUUUGGUUGGUGAUGUAUUUUUGCAUACUCUUUCGAUCUCUACCUUGGCUCUUGGCUCUAGAGUGGUGGUCACAUUUGGGCUCUUUACCUUAUCUAUCCCAAAACUGAAAUCAAACGAAAGGUCAAAGUAUAUUAUACAGAAAUAGUUUCUUGAUACUUAUUUAUUUAAAAACCCAUCUGUUCAAUAUCCCUACCAUCAAGUUUUAUAUUGUAGUGCUAAGGAAAUUCAUCCUUUAAGGAGGUGUUAUGAUCUCAUUGCAAUAUUAAAUAAAAUCUUGUAAUUUAAUAUUGUAUUUUAAUAAAUAAGUGUAUUUGAUAAAUAAUAUUCAAUCAACCCGCCUGUGAUAUUUGGUAAAAUAAUGAUUCGAAAUAUUCCAAAAACCAAUCAUUAUCGAUAAAAACCUCAAAAAAAUUACCAUCAUUAGGGAAAAUUGAUAAUUAUGUGUAAAGAUAUAUAUAUCUGUAAUAAAUUGGCAAAACCCCGUCAAUAAAUCGACUUGCUCGAGUAUGCCCUGUCAUCGUGUCAAAUCGUAAAAAAAAAAAAAUUAAAAUAGUUUAAUCAUCGCGCUAAUAAAUUGAAGAGAAAAAAAUCGUCCGGUUAUAUCUUGAUUGAACGACAAAUUAACCUUCCAUUCAAUUUCUCGUACGUUUGCCAUUUCAUUAAAUUGAAAUUGUAAGUUGAAUUUUACCAUUGCUCAUUCUUUACUAGGAAUUUUUUCUGUGACGUUGAAAGUGGCCCCAGUUUGAAUUGUAUUAUUAUCAUUUCGUGUUCCAAUAAUAAGUACGAGUAAAAAAUAACCCCCAAAUGCGAAUGUACGUACUUUGUAGUAUGUAAUACCUAUUUGAGUAAUGUAAGUACCUACGUAGAGGAUCCCAUUAGAAUACAUAUUUUUAUCAACCGAACUACAUUUUGCAAGGAUGCAUUUUCAACUAUCAAAAUUGAAACAAUAACAAUAAAAAUUCUAAAUUAUUAUACGAAUGGUAAAGUACAUUUUUAUAUACUCAUCUGUACGUUAAAAUAUGUUUCCAAAUACCAUAUUGAAUGAUCUGGUUCCAUUUAUUGCCUAUAGAGAAUUAGAAAUGAACUAUUUUAAUUAAAUAAGAAAAAAGCUCGAUCGGUGUAAGUUUAUAAAAAUAAACAAAGAAGGAUUUUUUUCUCAAAACGCGAACUGUCUUAUCAUAAGUUUCCUAUAGUAAUUUUUAAGCGUGUUAAAAUUACAUCGUACUUAUAUAAAAUAUACUUUGCAAGUAUAUGGCGGCAUAAAACAGGUCGCAGUUUAACGUACCCAACGGCCAGUACAUAAAUUUUAAUACUGCACUCAAUUAAUUGUUCACAUCCGUCGAGUUGAAAAUCAGUUUAAAACACAGUUUACCAUAAGAACUUUGUGAAGUUUUGCCUCAGCAAUGAGCACGAACGAGUCGCAGUAUUAAAAUUUAACAUUGGUAUAUUUUUAUUUUAAUUGAUAGAUUUUAUUACUUUCUGAUCUCAUAAAAAUAAUUUUUUUUUCUUUUUAUUUAUCUUAGAGAUAUGUAUAACAGAAGAAAGACAUAAAUAAAAUACCUACCAAAAAGUUCAUGUAUAAGAUCAUACGAUAUCUUCGGUACCGUCUAUGAAGAUUGAAGAAAGAGUUAUUGAUGUAAAAAAAAAAAAAUGUGUACGAAUAGUCAGUAUGUAUUUAAAACUCGGGAUUUUGAGAAGUACAUUUUUAUGAAAAUUUUUACAACGUGAAAAAAUGAUUUGUGUGCAGAUGUUUUGUGGAAAAUCAUGGCUUUCGUACUUAUUUGAUCACACGUUGCUCUCGCGUAAAUUUUUUCUUCGCGUUUUCCAACAUAGAUAAGCUAACGCUGCACAUAAUAACAUAAGUUUAAUAGGUAUUAUAACAAUGUAAAUUACUAUGUUAAAAACAAUUUUCAGUGAUUCUCAUUUAUGUAAAUACUGUAUUAAUAAAAUGAAAAGUAUUUCGUUA